AUGCCGGCGGAAGGGACGCGGAUGGCCCGGCUGUGGGAGCGCGAGGUCGGCCGCCUCCCGCCCAAGCGCUUCGCCGACGCCUUCAUGGCCUCCGAGGACUUUGUGCAUUCCCUGGGUAUCCAGAAAAGGCUGCGCAACCACAAGGGUGCCGUGAACAGCAUAAGCUUCAACACUAGCGGGAGCCUGCUCCUGUCUUCUUCAGACGAUGAGACUGCCGUGCUGUGGAACUUGGAAGAGCCAGCAUCGGCACUGAAGUUCCACACCGGGCAUGGUAACGAUGUGCUGGACGCGCGGUUCAUGCCCUUAUCGGAUGAUCAGAGCAUCAUCACGUGCGGCGCUGAUGCCGAGGUGAGGCGUUCACGGAUACAAGAAGGGGGUUGUGUGUCUACUGAUAAGCUUGCUGACCUGAGGUACAUGGUGACCCAGUUGGCUGUUCAGCCGGGAAGUCAUACAUUCUUUAGCUGUGUGGAGGAUGGCUCUGUUUGGCAUUUUGACCUGAGAGAAAAACGCCCCAGGAAGCUCUUCAAAUGUGGUGCAGUUAGAAGCUUUGAUUACUUAUCAGGUGACACCAUGCAACUCUAUGCUAUUGCCCUGGACCCGAGAUAUCCCUCUUGUUUUGCAGUUUCCGGAGAUGAUGAGUAUGUACGGUUAUAUGAUGCCCGUAAGAUUGAUCUGGAAAGGUCUAAAUUUGGUAUCCCAUUUGAGCAAUUCUGCCCUCCAGAUUUGAUUUGUAACAAGAGAGAUGGAAUCGCCGGUUUGGCUUUCUCACAGACCGGCGAGCUAUUAGCAUCCUAUCGUCAUGACAACAUCUACCUUUUUUCGAGAGAGCAUGGGUUACACUUCAACGAUUUUGGUGGCAUUGCCGUGGAGAAGUUGCCUGUACCUCGGACCUUCAAGGGCCACGAGAACAAGCAUGCCAUUAAAGGUGUUAGCUUCCUUGGUCCCAAUUGUGACUAUGUUACCUCUGGAUCAGACUGUGGCAAUAUAUUUAUUUGGAGAAAGAAGGAUGGGGAGCUUAUACGAGUGAUGAAAGGAGAUAAACGGAUUGUGAACUGUGUUAAACAACAUCCUACCGAGAUUGUUGUUGCGAGUUGUGGCAUUGAUGCAGAUGUCAAGAUUUGGGCACCCGGUGAUAAUGAGAACCCCUCCACUGCUCGCUUUGAUGAGGAAGAGCAGUGGUUUAUUCAGAUGGUUCCCUACAGUUGUGCCCUCAUCCGUGAGAUAGAAACGAGAGUUGUGCCAGGAACAGUGGUUUAUAGGGAGCAAGGAACACCCACAGAAGCAGUGGUUUAUAGGGAGCAGUGGUUUAUAGGGAGCAAGGAACACCCACAGAAGCAGAUAGUUGUGCCAGGGUGGGUUGCUGAUGAACGUCUGGGGCUGGUGUCUCUAAUUCUUCUAAGUCCAGAAUGA
Messenger RNA from Lolium rigidum, 1410 nucleotides. Its product is annotated as DDB1- and CUL4-associated factor 8-like. Bases 1 to 1410 code for a protein of 469 amino acids. The record is from RefSeq and is a predicted model, not a curated record. Lineage: Eukaryota; Viridiplantae; Streptophyta; Magnoliopsida; Poales; Poaceae. Gene Ontology annotation, molecular function: protein binding. The transcript has 6 exons. Gene Ontology annotation, cellular component: cytoplasm; Cul4-RING E3 ubiquitin ligase complex.